AUGUGGGUUUGUACGAUUGUUGCGUUUUUGUCAAUUCAGUUAGUUUUUGGUCAGCAUAGAUUUUUCAAUCAGUGCCUAGCCAGACGAGCAAACUGUUUUUAUCAAACUGUUUUUCCGUCCUUGGAUGGAACCUGUAACAACUUGAAUAAUCCUACAUGGGGUGCUAGUAAUAUAGUAUUAAAUCGUUUGUUGCCACCAAAAUAUGCCGAUUCUAGAGGACAACCGAAGUCACAAGGUGUUUUUCGCAAUCUUACAUCUACAAGAAGUAUAUCCAAUGGACUGGUAGAAUCUAAAAAGUUCAUUUCUAAGAGUGUAUCUCAUAUGCACGUAUUGUAUGGACAGUUGCUGGCUCAUGAUUUAGUACUUACGCCUAUGGUAAAAGGCAAUGACGGUAGCGACUUAGAAUGCGACUGCGAUAAACCUGUCUCAGAUUGUGUAAACAUAAAAAUUCCCCCUAGCGAUAUUCAAUCGCAAAAGGCUAACAGAAAAUGUAUGCCCCUGGCUCGAUCAAAAGCUGCAUCUGGCAUCGAUGGAUGCGUAUUUCCUCAUCGCGAACAGAUAAAUGAAUUGUCAAGUUACAUCGACGGUACUUUUAUUUACGGGAGCUCAGACCGGAUUGCAAAAGAACUAAGAGAUCCGAGGUCAAAUGCAGGUGAAUUAGCAACUGUAUUGAAUCCAGUUAGUGUGCCUCAUCGCAAUCUACCGAAUCAAGACCAAUUAAAAAAUAAAGAGAUUUCCAAAAUUGUUCAUUGCCCGAUAAAAGUUCAUACGCCUAAAAAUAUUCCAUGCUUCGUAGCCGGGGAUGUUAGAGCAAACGAGAAUCCAGGACUUACUUCCCUACUCACAAUAAUGGUUCGAUAUCACAACUAUGUUGCAAGAAAUCUCAAGUCCAUUAACAAAGCAUGGCCUAGUGACAAAGUGUUCAACGUCGCUCGACGUAUUGUAUCUGCUAUUUAUCAAUCAAUCACAUACCGAGAAUAUAUUUCUCUGCUGGUGGGGCCAUUGUGGUCAAAGCGGUUUAAUUUGAAGUUAACAGACGAUUAUGGGUAUUGGAACGGAUACGAUCCGCGGUAUAAUUCAGGUAUAACAAAUGAAUUUGCAACGGCAGCUUUUCGGUACGGCCACAGUCAAGUUACUGACAUAUUAACCCGCAGGGAUUCUUUUUUCAAUCCUGGUAAUAUACCAAACGUUCCAUCUAGAGGCACAUUUUUCACAAGUGACUCACUCCUGGAAAGGGAAGGAGGGGGAUCUGGCGCAUAUUUACGCGGAUUUAUGGUUGAUCAUGCGGAGAAAACUGACACCAGUGUAGACGAUGCCUUACGCAAUCAACUGAACACAAAAAUUGGAGACAAAUUUGGUGGAGAUCUCUUUGCAAUUAACUUGCAACGAGGACGAGAUCAUGGUUUACCAGGCUACAAUGAAUACAGGGAAUUGUGCGGUCUAACCAAAGCAAAGGUUUUCGGCGAUUUCUCAAAUGAAAUACCCACGGAUAUUAUUAAUCGACUAAGACUCGUUUAUGACUCAGUUGAGGAUAUUGACCUUUAUGUAGGAGGAUUGGCUGAAAAUGUAGUGAACGGAGGAGAGGUCGGACCAACAUUUGCCUGCAUAUUGGCUUACGGAUUUCGCGCGUUGAGAAAGGGAGAUCGCUUUUGGCACGAAAACGAACGUUCUCCUUCUCCUUUUACAACUAAACAACUCUUUUCAAUUCGAAAGACAACUUUAGCAAGUAUCUUAUGUGAAGUUAGCGAAGACAUGAAGUUUGUGCUGAAGUCACCUAUGAAAAUAAUCAACGCAAAUUACAAUAGAUUUGUCAGUUGCAGCAGCGUUUACGAUUUAGAUUUUAAUGCGUGGAAAGAUGAUCAUCAAAAAAAUACGUACAGCAGAAAAUCUCACGCUAACUCAGAGUGGACAACUUGGUUUAUCACAAAGUUUACAAAUAUUAGAUUUGUUGAUUGGCGACAAGCAGCGUCACAAGUAUCAAGAUCAAGGCCUGAAGACAUAUGCGAAAAAAGACUUGGGUUCGAAACUCGAACUGUGCCUAGGAGCAGUUUUAUACAAAUCCGGUUUACCUGCCCAGCUGGUUCAAUACGAUCUUCAGAUUUUCCUUUCCAAUUAUCACAAAAUUAUUAUUGGUCAGAAUGGAUUCACCCUCGCGACAAUUCGGUCGAAAUAUAUGAAUUUGAAUGUAAAACGAUUGUUGCAAUUCAGGCAAAGUCGGGCGGCAAAUUUGCUGGCGAAACUGGUGAUGUGUUUGAGAAAUUUGGAACUGAAGCGGGUUUCCUAUGUCGAGAUAACGAUCAAUACAAUGGAAAAUGCCAAAAAUACCAAGUUCGUGCUCUCUGUCUCAGAAAUAAUAAAAUGGGGGAAGAACAUUUCCAGAAACAUUUUACAACCAAACAAUCAGUUACUUUGUAUCCCCAGUCUACCAUGCCGACUAAGCAUCUCUACCCCGAGCCUACUUUUAAAGAUGUUCCGAAAAAGGCUUUGGAUAGGGCAAAUUCGUACUGUGUGGCGUACAAUGUGUGCUGUAUCCCUCCUAGACGUCACCAUCUAAAGAACUCGUCAAACCGUGUUUUGACAUACGCCGCGAAUUUGUGCAAAUAUUAUGGUAUCUGUUGCAACCCUUAACGUGUGUGUGAUACUAUUUAAUUUUGCUAGGUUCUAAUUAAUUUAUUCCGAUUAAAUAUUUAUACAAGCAUAUGCUUUAACUCCACCGAGAAGCUAUUUUAAAUACCAAGUUCAAUUAUCGUUACUUUCUGGUUUUGUGUACUUAAUCGAUUUGUUGCAUUUUGACUGAAAUUAUGGGCAAGGGCUGGUCGCAGGACCGGAUCCACCAACAUGCAAAGCAGUCUAAGGCCUCGGAUUCUCUAGGUUGGAAAAUAAUGGCUUCGACAUUCAACUUUGAACCAUCGUUCAGUUUUAACCGGUUAUACAAUUUUAAAAGCAAAGUUUGCAUUUUUAACCAGGUGAAUUAUAUAUGGAUUUCUUCGUUGCAAAUAUUCCCGAUAAUAUAGGUAAAAUAGUUCGUGGUUAAGAAAUAAAAAGGUUUGUACACGCAAAUCUGAAUGUUAUGUCGUGAACUCGAAGAAAAGAC
Molecule: messenger RNA, 3094 nt
Organism: Styela clava
Lineage: Eukaryota; Metazoa; Chordata; Ascidiacea; Stolidobranchia; Styelidae
Source: RefSeq, a predicted model, not a curated record